GUAAAAAGCGAGAGAGAGAGAGAGAGGGAGAGGGAGGGGGGAUGCUGGUGGACCGAGGCGGGACAUCUCAGCAUCCUCAGUCUUCCUGCGUGUCUCGUCGAGUGCACAUGCGCCAUCUUCCCCAUCACCGUCACCGAAAGAAUACAACUUCUAUGUGGAACCAGAGUUGAAGAGGGAGCAGCAGAGACGAUUGGUGAAUUGGUCACGGCCCGCAGCCUCCCUCCCCGUCUCCCUCCUCCUCAGCCACACCGCCACUUCCUUUGCUUCCCGUCUUUGUCCCGCCUCCCCGCCACUAUGUCUCGCCUGGCCUCCUUCCUCGUCCCCCUCGCCCUCCUCUUCCUCUCCCUGCUGCCACCCUGCCAGUCAGAGUCCCAGCGUGGCGCGGCGGGCAGCGACCUCGACCAUCGAGUGGUCUCCGCCUCCAUGCUGCCCUCCUCCGGGACUUACGGGAACAGCAGCGUGCCCGGACACGGGAAAUGUGAUGACGUGACGGUGUGCAAGCCGGGCAUCCUGCUGCCCGUUUGGCAGCCCAGUGAACCGGGGCUUGGAAACCAGGUGGCCAGAGCCGUGGUCUACUUUGUGUCGCUCAUGUACAUGUUUCUGGGCGUGUCCAUCAUUGCAGACCGCUUCAUGGCGUCCAUUGAGGUCAUCACAUCACAGGAGAAGGAAGUGACCAUCACUUUGCCAAAUGGCGAAACAUCAGUGGCGACUGUUCGAAUCUGGAAUGAAACCGUGUCUAAUCUCACCCUAAUGGCUCUGGGCUCCAGCGCCCCAGAGAUCCUGCUGUCUGUUAUAGAGGUGUGUGGUCACCAAUUCGAGGCAGGCGAGUUAGGGCCGGGAACCAUCGUCGGGAGCGCCGCCUUCAACAUGUUCGUAAUCAUCAGCAUCUGCGUGUGGACCAUCCCCAACGGCCAAGUGCGCAAGAUCAAGCACCUCAGGGUUUUCUUCAUCACCGCCUUCUGGAGCAUCUUCGCCUACAUCUGGCUCUACCUCAUCCUGUCCGUCAUGUCACCCGGCGUUGUGGAGGUGUGGGAAGCCUUGGUGACGCUGCUGUACUUCCCAGUGUGCGUCCUCCUGGCCUGGAUCGCCGACCGCCGCCUGCUUUUCUACAAGUACAUGGGCAAGCGUUACCGCGCCGACAAACGCCACGGCAUCGUCGUGGAGAUGGAGGGAGACUUGACGCCCAACAAGGGCAUGGAGAUGAUCGCGGACGGCAAGUUCCUGCCACGAGGGGGCACUGUGGUGCCGUCUGAGAUCUAUGGAAAUGGUGACGGUGGAGCGGGCGUGGCGGCCAAUAACGUUGGUGCGGCAGCAGGGUCUUCGUCGGCGGGAGCUGGGGGAAACCUGCCCAGCUCCAACAACGCUACAGCCAACUUGGAGACCAGUCGGGAGCUGGAUGAGAGUCGCAAGGAGGUAAUUCGCAUCUUGAAGGAGCUGAAACAGAAGUAUCCCGACAAAGAACUGGACCAGCUGAUGGAGCUGGCCAACUACUACGCGCUGCUGCACCAACAGAAGAGCCGAGCCUUCUACCGCAUACAGGCCACUCGCAUGAUGAUCGGAGCCGGGAACGUCCUGAAGAAGCACGCCGCCGACCACGCCCGCCGCGCCGUCGUCACUGACGAGGAGGCGCCGGUAGACGACGACCUGGCCGUGUGCAGCCGCAUCUCCUUUGAAAGCGCACACAGUCAGUGCAUGGAGAACUGUGGCGUCCUCACGCUGGCCGUUGUCUGCCAAGGGGGCCUGGGAGAGAACACUUUCUACGUGGAUUACAGGACCGAGGACGGUUCGGCCAAUGCCGGGUCCGAUUACGAGUACAGCGAAGGCACUCUGGUGUUCAAGCCUGGAGAGACGCGCAAGGAAAUUAAGGUUGGGAUCAUCGACGACGACAUAUUCGAGGAGGACGAGCACUUCUUUGUACGUCUACUCAACCUGCGUGUCGGCGACGCAGAGGGGAUGUUUGAGAGCGACGAGGCGGGCGCCAUCCCCAAAGCUCGCCUGAUGGAGCCCCUGGUCGCCACGGUGACCAUCCUGGACGACGACCACGCCGGCAUCUUCACCUUCAGCGAGCGCAUGGUGCGGGUGAGCGAGAGCGUGGGCACCAUGGAGGUGACGGUGGUGCGCAACUCGGGCGCCCGCGGCACGGUCAUCCUGCCCUACCACACCGAGUCGGGCACGGCGAAGGCCGGCGAGGACUUUGAGGACGCGCAGGGGGAGCUGGAGUUCACUAACGACCAGACCACUCAAACACUCCUGGUGAGGAUAAUCGAUGAUGAAGAAUACGAAAAACACGAAAACUUCUUCAUCGUCUUGGAGGAGCCACGCUGGCUGAAGAGAGGAAUCUCAGCCCUGCUGCUCAGCCAAGAGGGGGCGGAGGGUCAGAUGAGCGCGGAGGAGGAGGAGGCCCGUCGGAUCGCUGAGAUGGGGAAGCCCAUCCUGGGAGAGCACAGUCGCCUGGAGGUGGUCAUUGAGGAGUCCUACGAGUUCAAGAGCACCGUCGACAAGCUCAUUAAGAAGACCAACUUGGCGCUGGUCAUCGGCACGCACUCCUGGAGGGAGCAGUUUGUGGAGGCGGUCACUGUAAGCGCAGCAAACGUGGAGUGCCCGCUGAUCAACUGUGCUGGCGAAUUGCGAUCUGCUGGAGUGAGCGAGCGAGUGAGAGAGAGAGAGAGAGAGAGAGAGAAACGGAGCGCUUCCGGCUCCACCUCUGAGCUUUAUCAACCAGGCGCCAGUCUGCUGUCCAAUCACCACCUGUCAAAUAGUGACGGCGACGAUGACGAGGAGGGCCGGGAGGAGCGCCUCCCUUCCUGCUAUGACUACGUCAUGCACUUCGUCACCGUCUUCUGGAAGGUUCUGUUUGCCUGCGUACCCCCCACAGAGUACUGGAACGGCUGGGCCUGCUUCUGUGUCUCCAUCAGCGCCAUCGGCCUCCUCACCGCCUUCAUCGGAGACUUGGCGUCACACUUUGGCUGCACGGUGGGACUCCGGGACACGGUGACUGCCGUGGUCUUUGUGGCUCUGGGAACGUCCAUUCCAGACACGUUUGCCAGCAAAGUGGCCGCCAUACAAGACCAGCAUGCCGACGCCUGUGUCGGAAAUGUCACCGGCAGCAACGCCGUCAACGUCUUCCUGGGAAUCGGCGUGGCGUGGUCGGUGGCCGCCGUCUACUGGAAGAUCAAGGGGAAACCGUUCAAGGUGGAUCCGGGCUCACUGGCUUUCUCCGUCACGCUCUUCACCAUCUUUGCUUUCGUCUCCAUGGGCGUGCUCUUGUUCCGACGCCGGCCCUCCAUCGGCGGCGAGCUUGGCGGCCCCCGGGUAUCCCGCAUCCUGACGAGCUUGUUCUUCCUGGGCCUGUGGUUCCUCUACAUCCUCUUUUCCAGCCUGGAGGCGUACUGCCACAUCAAGGGCUUCUAAGCAGGAGAUGACCAACGUAGUUCCACAGCAACACACACACACUUUGACAUGCUACAGGUGUAGGUUAAGAGGGCUCUUUGAUACACACACACACACACACACACACCCACACACCCACACACACGUACGCUCGGAUAACGUGAUGACAGCAAACUCGGGUACAAGCAAUUUAGAUGGCAAAAGAAAGUCUGUUGAUGACGAGAAGAGCAAAGUGAAUGUAGUGUUGACGUGGCUGCAAAUAAAAGUUGUAUCAGAGGAUGGCACUGCCGUCGGAAAAGUGUUUGCCCAAGAAAAUCCUCCCCCCCCCAGUUAGCGGUUCCAGACGAGGGGAGGGCUGAAAUGGAGUCGAAUGUUUACAUUGACUUUAUGUACUGCACGGAAAACUUGUUAAGUGUUUACACGGCUAAUGGACACAUCAGAGGAAGGCACUUCUCAACACGCGCUGUAAAUAGAACUGCACAUCUCGAGCGAGCCGCCCUCCGAUGUUUGUUAGGGGGGCCCCAUACUGCGAACCAUCAGUGGGAGGAAUCAAGGUGUCGCCAUCAUCCUGCACGGUUUCCAUAGUAACCAUAUCCCUGGAGAAGGGGGACUUUUUGAGCAUGUGUAGCCAGAUGUUGCCAUCACCGUCACCCCGUAUGUCAUGUAGAAUUGUACCGUAAAUGGCCAUACUCGCAUUUGUGCGCUGAUGUGUGUGUGUGUGAUUGCAGUCAUGGCACUAGGAGUGCUGGUGGGGCCAAUAAUCCACUACCGCACUACUACUACUUGAUCUUGCAGCAGUGGUGAAAGGUAAUGCAUGGGUGGUUCAAUUUAGCAGCUAAAGCCAUGAAAUUAUUUCCCGUGUGUUCAACAUGGAGGCACAACUCGUCAUAUUACAGAGGAUCUGGACUUGCACAUGAUUUGGGGCCCGCACAAUGUUUCAUGACACCGCCCAUACAAUGCCUUAACUACACAGCAUUUCCAGCUGUGAGACUACUUGUUCUCACUGAACUUGUUGUCGCGUCACAUCCGGUUGGUUCCUCACUGCAAUCGGUGCAAGUAGUAGUCGACCAAGGUUGGCGUGUCUGGACGUGGCCCGAGUCGAGGUGCGUCAAAACGGAUGCGGCGCUGUUAAAUCAAGUCCAGUACCUGCAACGGUGUUUUAGUAUUAGUCGCUGCUCGCUAGAUUUAGUAGAGGCGGAUAAGUGCUCCACGGCAUUUGCACAGGAGGAAUAGAACAUAAAUUCAAGUCAAUGGUCCAGGUCAUUGCAUUCUCAGGGCAUUCAGUCAAUCGCAACUGGACUGUUUGGUUUGUCUUAGAAGACGUUUCGCCUCUCAACCAUGUAGGCUUCAUCAGUUCAUGCUCAUAGACUUAGAGUGGUCAGAUCUCGUCUUAGAUUGGUCAGAUGCAAAAGAGCAAUCUUACUGUAGAUGCCAAGGACAAGUCGUUGAAGUGGAAUUUCCCCUCGUGGACAUUGGGGUAUUGUGUGGCAGAACGAUUGCUGUGGAUCGACCACUAUCAGCCCAAAAUAUUCGGAAUCACUCAGGUUAGCAUUCCAUUCAGUUGUAAACAAAUGGCACAAAGUAGAAUCUAUGACCACAAUGUUUCUAACUUAAGUUAUUUGUUGGAGGCUCAGUUGCAGAGUCUUUGAACCAUUCCUAAAAGACUAACAGGUUGAUCCACAGCAAUUAUUUGUUGGAGGCUCAGUUGCAGAGUCUU
Messenger RNA from Nerophis lumbriciformis (worm pipefish), 5107 nucleotides. It is a transcript of the gene slc8a2b, whose product is annotated as solute carrier family 8 member 2b. The record is from RefSeq and is a predicted model, not a curated record. Lineage: Eukaryota; Metazoa; Chordata; Actinopteri; Syngnathiformes; Syngnathidae. Gene Ontology annotation, biological process: cell communication; sodium ion transmembrane transport; calcium ion import across plasma membrane. Gene Ontology annotation, cellular component: sarcolemma; axon; postsynapse. Gene Ontology annotation, molecular function: calcium:sodium antiporter activity.